Fusarium redolens is the source of this 1553-nucleotide messenger RNA. Its product is annotated as peptidase family S66. Lineage: Eukaryota; Fungi; Ascomycota; Sordariomycetes; Hypocreales; Nectriaceae. The transcript has 2 exons. The record is from RefSeq and is a predicted model, not a curated record. Bases 195 to 1274 code for a protein of 359 amino acids.
ACACACUUUCCUGUUUUCAGACUGGAUUGAACUAGUAGGGUCGCCAGUGGAGAUAUUAAAAUCCGCGAUUGACCCCUCACUGGAUCUGACGCGAUAAAAGAUCACCAACAGCACCCGAACCAUCACCAUCGCAUAUCCGACUGAGGUUGAUUUCAUUUACAAAUCACUCUCAGAAAUAAUCAUCAGUACUCAGCAUGCCUUCACCAAUUCGGGCGAAACACCUAAAGCCGGGUGAUAAGAUAGCAUUCAUAUCGCCAUCAGAGCGAAUCAACGCCAUGCUCCCAGCAGUUAUAGACCGAGCCUCUGCUCUUCUCACAAAGAAAGGAUACCAAGUUCAGACUUUCUUUAGUGAAGAUAAGGGCAUUCAGUCAUGCAUUGAUAACCGGCUCUCCGAGAUCCGAGCCGCUUUCUCAGACCCCAGUAUCUCCGCCAUCAUCACUACCAUAGGCGGCACGACCUUCACAGAACUUCUCCCUGCUCUUAUUGCGGAUAAAGAGCUUCAUGAGACCAUUCGUGAAAACCCCAAGAUCGUGGUCGGCUAUUCUGACAUCUCGGGCUUGCAUUGGUUCUUGUAUGGUUUGACAGGUCUUAGGACUUUCUAUGGUCCUGGUGCUGUUCCUGAGAUCGGGGAAUCGAAUGAUGUCAAUGAUAAGGAUACUCCUCUCGCCUUUUGCGUCGAUAAUCUCCUUCGAGCGAUUGCAUCCUCGGAACCACUCGGACAGAUUCCACGAUCUAAGUUUUAUGCACCGAGAGGGGCGCCCUUCUUUACGACACCAGAAUCGACAGAACCACCAAAGGUUGUGAAGACAGCCGACUGGCAAUGGCUACGACCUGGAAAGGCUCAGGGACGAUUAUUUGGUGGUUGCCUCACAGUAGUUGCCCGCCUAUCCGGUGUUUCGGCCAUCGUUCCUGACUGGCGUGGCCGAAUCGUCUUUCUCGAAACUGCUACGAACGAGGAUGGCUCUGGCGGAAACCCUCCUCACCGAGUUCAGGCAGCGUUUGCAGACUUGAUAGCCCACGGCGUUUUCGAAGAAGCUGUAGGACUGGUUGUAGGACGACCUUAUGGAUAUGAUUCCGAUGAGGAUCGAGAGGUUUAUGCGGGUAUCAUCAAGGGACUGUUUUGUGAGGGGCGUCUUGCUUCAAAGAAGUUCCCGAUUCUGUUCAAUGUGGAUAUUGGACAUACGACGCCGAUGGUUACGUUGCCGUAUGAUGCUUUGGCUGAGCUUGAUUCUGAGACUGAUACUUUUGCUGUUUUGGAAUCUGGGGUUGAAUAACGGAAGCGGUCGGUUAAGAUACUGAUGAUUGGGCUGCAUCCAAUGUUUUAUGAUAUCUAAAAUAAAUAAAACUUUAUCACUUCGCUUCCUCGGCUCUCCAGUUCUAUAUCACCAGGCUGUCACUCUCUGCCAUAUUCUAUCGAGCGGAAAGGGCGCCCAUGCGUCCUUUGCUUGUUGAACCUCCAUUUCCCUUCAUAUCUCGCCGGUAGCCGUGCAUCUACAUGUCAUCAAAAUGACACAUGGGCAGCUUAGUUGCCACGCAUCAUCAGCGAGGCAACA